AUGGUGCCCUUUGAUGAUAUACUUAUUGUUAAUUAUAAGUUACUUACCAACUUAAAGGUAUCAUUGCAAGAUAGAUUGUCACACUUUUUAUGUACUGAUUGCUGGAAAACAGUAAAGUCUUUUUUAGAAUUCCGGACUAAAUGUUUUAUUUCUGAAACCUUGAUGAGCAAUGCUGUUUAUCAAUGUAUUAAAGAUGAUCCAGAAACAGAUAUUACUACCAAUCAGAAUGGAAGCUCUCUGAAAAGUGAUGUUUUUGAAUUGAAAGAAGAAUCUGAUGAUAAAUAUGAAAGUACUAAAAAAGAUAAUAGAAAUCAACUGGAACAAAUAAUGAAUAGCAUUCCUAAAUUUUACUCUACAAAAGAUAUAUCUUCUGAAGAGACAAAAUGCAGAUUAAAAAUGAAAUCAAGAAAAUGUAAAAUGAUGAAGCCUUUGGUACAAAUUGACAAUAAUAAAGGUGUUGUGAAAAUGCCAUGUGGUAUUUGUAAGAAAUCUUAUUUGGAACAAAAAGAGUUGUUUCAGCAUUUGGAAAGUCACAAAAAUGACAAUUUGUGUGAAGUGUGCGAAGAAACCUUUUGUGAUUGGCCUGAGAUACUUAGCCACAGAAAAAUGCAUUACAAUGGAGUUAGAUUGGAACUGAAAUGUAACCAGUGCCAACGCAGCUACGAAACACCUAAAAAAUUGCAGAAACACAUUUGGAGAUUACAUUCUUGCAAAGUAUUAAUUUGCAAUCACUGCUCUAUAUCAUUUAACAACAAACAGAAAUUGAAAUUACAUCUAUUAACUCACACCGUAAAUAAAGCAUAUCUUUGCGACGUCUGCGGGUAUUCAUGUAAGAAUAAUGACAGGCUUAAGGAUCAUCAAAUAAGACUACAUGCCGAGAAAAAGUUUCCAUGUAAAAAUUGCAAAAGGGUGUUUCAAAAUCAACAGAAACACGACGAGCAUAUAUGUACGCAGGAGAAGAAGUUAUGUCCUAUAUGCGGCACAAAAAUUAAUAUAGCGACAAGCAUGUCACGUCACUUGGAGACUCAUGGAGAGGAGAAGCGUCAUAAAUGCGACCGUUGCCCCGCAACGUAUAAAACUAAAACAGCCCUACAGGUGCACAAAGAUCGACACGACGGAAUUCGCACUAAACACUGCGAAUACUGCCCGGCGAAAUUUUACUCGGCAACUGUCCUCCAGAAACAUCGCCGCAUCCACACAGGAGAGCGUCCCUACGUUUGUAAAAUUUGCCAAAAGAGCUUCACAGGUAACUCCAAUCUCAAAAAACAUAUGAAGGUACAUGAAUAUUUGAUCAACAAAAGAAUUAAACCUGAAGAUAGUAGCAGUAUU
Messenger RNA from Iphiclides podalirius (scarce swallowtail), 1329 nucleotides. The record is from the annotation of a GenBank genome assembly. NCBI's taxonomy places the organism in Eukaryota, Metazoa, Arthropoda, Insecta, Lepidoptera, Papilionidae.